CCUGCUUUCCUCAACCACGUUAAGAAAUGGAGGAAGACAGUAACUCCUUGGAGUAUACACCAACAUGGAUAGUUGCCAUGGUCUCUUUGAUCAUUAUUCUCUUAUCACUUUUCGCUGAGCGUGGACUGCAUAAACUGGGAAAGUUGUUGAUGCAUAAGAAACAAGAUGCAUUAUUCGAAGCCUUGCAGAAGUUGAAAGAAGAAUUGAUGCUUUUAGGGUUCAUUUCUCUUCUGUUAACUGUCGGCCAAGGUGUGAUACAACGCAUAUGCAUGCCCCCUGGUCUUGCAUCUCACAUGCUGCCAUGCAAGAAGCAUGCUGAGGGUCACAAUCAUGAAAAGUAUUCUCUUCAAACUUUGAACAAUGGAAGACGGCUAUUGUCUGUCGGAGUUGGCUCAGAAUAUUGCACACACAAGGGAAAGGUUCCGUUGUUAUCAUUGGAAGCGUUACAUCAGCUGCAUAUUUUCAUCUUCGUAUUAGCAGUUGUCCAUGUUAUCUUCUGUGUCACUACAAUGAUUCUUGGAGGGGCAAGGAUAGGCCAGUGGAAGCAUUGGGAGGAUUCGAUCAAGGGAAAAUCACUUGCGGAUGCAGUUCCAACAAAGGCAAGUCAUGCCAAACAUAGAAGGUCAUUCCUCAAAAAACAUGCUGAAGGAGAUUGGAGAAAAGCGGCCGUUAUUAGUUGGAUGAUAUCGUUCUUCAAACAGUUUUAUGGCUCGAUUACCAAGUCAGACUAUAUAGAACUUCGAUAUGGAUUUAUCAUGACUCACUGCCCCAGAAGACCUAAUUUUGAUUUCCACAAGUACAUGACGCGGACACUCGAAAUUGAUUUCAAAAGGGUUGUUAGCAUAAGCUGGUACUUGUGGCUCUUUGUUGUGCUGUUUUUGCUGCUGAAUGUGGAAGGAUGGCACUCGUAUUUCUGGUUAUCUUUUCUACCAUUGAUUCUUCUACUUCUUGUGGGAGCAAAGCUAGAGCACAUAAUCAUGCGUAUGGCUCAGGAGGUUGUCGAUAAGAUGAGCCAUGACGAGGAAAAUGCAGUAGUAGAGCCUUCAGACAAACACUUCUGGUUUCAUAGCCCUGACAUUGUUCUUUACUUGAUUCACUUCAUUCUGUUUCAGAAUUCAUUUGAAAUUGCCUUCUUCUUCUGGAUUUGGAGUACGUACGGAUUCAAUUCCUGUAUCAUGGAAAAACUGGGAUAUAUCGUGCCGAGACUUUUUAUGGGAGUGAUUGUUCAAGUGCUCUGCAGUUACAGCACCUUGCCUUUGUAUGCUCUGGUUUCCCAGAUGGGUAGCAAGUUCAAAAGAGGCAUGUUCAAUGAACAAGUUCAUUCUGCGUUGGACGACUGGAUUGGUAAAAGCAGAGGCGAUACAUUGAAUAGAUAUGAGAAAAACACAGAAAACUCAGAUCAUGUAACUGAAGAAAGUGCAGCAGCAAUAGUUGAGCUCCCUGUCAUAGAAAAUCAUACUUCAACAUCUUAAUUUUCUUCUCAAUUUCACUUGCUUUCAUUGAU
Messenger RNA from Tripterygium wilfordii, 1504 nucleotides. Its product is annotated as MLO-like protein 13. The coding region runs from base 27 to 1472 and encodes 481 amino acids. The record is from RefSeq and is a predicted model, not a curated record. Gene Ontology annotation, biological process: defense response. Gene Ontology annotation, cellular component: membrane. NCBI's taxonomy places the organism in Eukaryota, Viridiplantae, Streptophyta, Magnoliopsida, Celastrales, Celastraceae. The transcript is spliced from 14 exons.